Pollicipes pollicipes is the source of this 2052-nucleotide messenger RNA. RefSeq names its product protein lin-7 homolog C. The coding region runs from base 111 to 704 and encodes 197 amino acids. The record is from RefSeq and is a predicted model, not a curated record. The transcript has 6 exons. NCBI's taxonomy places the organism in Eukaryota, Metazoa, Arthropoda, Thecostraca, Pollicipedomorpha, Pollicipedidae. Gene Ontology annotation, molecular function: protein binding.
AGCGCAUCAUGUUUUGUGUGCGGUACUACUGCAUGAAACUGACCGUACUCGGUGGGAGGGGAGGGGCGGAAGGAUAACAAGAAACAUUAAAUCUUGAAAAUAUAUUUGGGAUGGCUGCUGUCACAGAGCCACUUACAUUACAAAGGGAUGUCAAGAGGGCAGUAGAAUUGCUGGAUAAACUUCAGAAAACGGGCGAGGUGCCCACGGCCAAGCUGGCGGCACUGCAGAAAGUGCUGCAGUCAGACUUCUUCAAUGCUGUCAGGGAUGUGUAUGAGCACGUGUAUGAGACAGUGGACUUGGCUGGAUCGCCUGAUGUCCGCGCCUCUGCCACGGCCAAGGCGACGGUGGCCGCGUUCGCUGCCUCCGAGGGCCACGCUCACCCGCGCGUCAUCCAGCUGCCCAAGACGGACGAGGGUCUCGGCUUCAACGUGAUGGGCGGCAAGGAGCAGAACUCGCCGAUCUACAUCAGCCGCAUCAUCCCGGGCGGCGUGGCUGACCGGCACGGCGGCCUCAAGCGCGGCGACCAGCUGCUCUCCGUCAACGGCGUGUCGGUGGAGGGCGAGCACCACGAGAAGGCCGUCGAGCUGCUCAAGGCCGCCCAGCACGCCGUCAAGCUGGUGGUGCGCUACACGCCGCGUGUGCUCGAGGAGAUGGAGAUGCGCUUCGACAAGCAGCGUUCUGCCCGCAGGCGGCAGCAGUAUUGAACGGAGGUGCAAAGGAAGACCCAUCGUCGGCACAGCGAGUGCGACGGCUGCCCAUGGCCACGACAGUCAGCGGUAGAGGAGAGCUCCGCCGUCGGUAGCGGGGUCACGCGCCCGGCCUCACAAGAUUGUCCCCGAUAGCCGUCUGCGCCACUCCAGCGGCGGCGAUCCUGGCGGUGGCGGCGUGACGGUUAUUCCACGUGGUAGAGCGGCGUGUUGCGGUGUGUGGUGUCCGUGUUGGUUUUCGGCCGGCUUGGCGCGAGUUCUGGGUUCAGUGCAGGAGGUGGUCGUGGUACGGGUUUUGUUGCGGAGCACCUGGCGGCAACUAGUCGCACAUCCGUAAUGUUUCGGCCGCUGCCAGUGUCGGCCGUUCUGUUCAUUCUCCCGCCGCACGCACGUGAGGUCGUGUGUGUUGAGACUAGAGGCGCCAUUUAGAAGUUCCCUGUAUCCAGCAGGUUAGAGGUGUAGUUCAGAUCCGAUUCACGUUGUCUGAUCACAGGACUGUGUAUAAUAGGCACCACUCGGUGCACACUGUUGUGCAAUCACUGUCGGCCCUGUGGUGUAGGUGGGCCGCCGCCAGCGGAGCGGUCACGUGACGGCCGGCGAGCCGUGCGGCAGUCAGCCCUCCCCCCAACCUCCGCCUUGGGGUACAGCAGGUCCACAUCUUCCCCCGGGGUGACGCUGGUGUGUCGGUGAUCGCUACCAGACGCCGCCGCCGCCCGUCAGCAGUGCCGCAGACGGUCCGUGUGAUGGCGGCGACGCAGCUCGUCCUGCUUCACUUCUCAGCACGUCAGAUGCUGCAUUCAGUUCCGAUCAUUUUCUAAUUUUGUACUGCGCUGCUGCGUGUUUAGCGUUGGGUUGGCCCUCGUUCGGGAGUACACACUUCCCUACCGCCGUCCGGUCACCAGGGGUCUGCGCGAGCCAGUGUUCAGUUCUGCUGUGAUGCGGGUGUCGGUGUUCAGUUGACAUUCGCAAAGGUCUUUUCAUUGUUUAUGGGCAAACGGAUCCUGUUCAGAAUCCCGUUCACACGGUUUCUCUGAGCGUUCAGUUGUGUGGUCACAAAGUCCCGUCAGCUUUCAGUUACGCAUUCACAAAGAUCGAGCCUGUGCUCCGUUCCCGUGCACGCGGAUCAUGUCGGUGAUUCUAUGUCGUACGAGUUCCAUAAGUGUUCAUUAGCUCGGAGUCAUGGCUCCUCUCAGCGCUGUCGGGUGCAGCUCAGCCGAACCCGGUCGGGGUGUGCUGGCCGGGUCACCGUCAUCGGGGCAUUGCGACAACAUCAUGGCUUGCAGCAGGUCCAGUGGUAGUUGACCCUCUUUCGGUGACCGAAUACAAUUUGCUGUUCCAUCGGCGA